AUGGAAGCCAAUGAAAUGGAGUUUGAUAGUGAGGAAGAGGCAUAUGAUUUUUACAAUGCAUAUGGUGGUCAAAUUGGUUUUAGCAUCUGGAAGGAGUAUGGCAAUAAAGUUAAUGGAAAAAUUACAUCAAAGGUGUUUGUUUAUAGCAAGGAAGGUGUGAAGGGGACUGACAAACGGGAUUCACAGCGACAAAUUUCCUCAGUCCAGGCCAUUGAUGUUGAGUUGGCUUCGGAUCCAGGAGUUCCGGCUUGUAAUGCGUAUAAGUUGAUGGGAAGGCAGUCUGGUGGCAAAGAAUCAGUUGGGUACUUGAAAGUGGAUCUUAAAAAUUAUCUAAGGACGUGA
This is a messenger RNA of Cornus florida, 342 nucleotides long. Its product is annotated as protein FAR1-RELATED SEQUENCE 5-like. The record is from RefSeq and is a predicted model, not a curated record. Lineage: Eukaryota; Viridiplantae; Streptophyta; Magnoliopsida; Cornales; Cornaceae. The coding region runs from base 1 to 342 and encodes 113 amino acids. The transcript has 2 exons.